This is a messenger RNA of Eriocheir sinensis (Chinese mitten crab), 584 nucleotides long. RefSeq lists its product as uncharacterized. The record is from RefSeq and is a predicted model, not a curated record. The transcript has 6 exons. Lineage: Eukaryota; Metazoa; Arthropoda; Malacostraca; Decapoda; Varunidae. Bases 177 to 584 code for a protein of 135 amino acids.
GCAUCACAACACAACAAGACGUCAAGAUCAAGCUGAAGCUGCUGCCGCUGCCCCGGGUGUAUGUAUGCAGGUGACAGGAAGCAGAGGGACCAUUAAGAAACAUGAUCCCCGCAGCUACCGGGUUGACGUUAGCUCUCGGUAGUGUUUCUGCGGGACCACCGCUGCUCUUCUGAGGCAUGGCGGCGGCAGGUGGCGGUGGCGGCCUGACGACACGGGAGGCUCUCGGACGGCUACAUGAUGACAUCGCGGCGGCUCUCGAACAUCACCACAAGGAGGAGGCACUAAGCAGGAAGCGUGGGUGUUGGGGUUCCCGGGGCGUGCUGUACGAGGCGCUGCACCACAACUGUCAACUCUCAUUGUUCCACUGGUCCUCCGCCCUGGCCCUCCUCCUGGCUGCCGGUGCGCUGAUGGCUGCCUACGCUUCUGCUAGUCAUGACAGGUUCCAGUGGGUGCCAGUGGAGGUGGUGGUGCUGGUGGUGGCGGUGGGGGCUAACGUCUACCUGGGCUGGUGGGACACGGCCCUCCGACACCAGGAGUUGCCGCACCUCACCCAGCGCACCCUCUCCAAGCUCAGGGAUGGAUAG